GGAGUCGUAGUCCCAGCCUGGCCGGGGCGAGCGGCUCCGCGGGCGGCGCGGGCGGCGGGGCUGGGCGGGCGCCCGGGCAGCCAUGCAGAAGUACGAGAAGCUGGAGAAGAUCGGCGAGGGCACCUACGGGACGGUCUUCAAGGCCAAGAACCGGGAGAGCCACGAGAUCGUGGCGCUGAAGCGGGUGCGGCUGGACGACGACGACGAGGGGGUGCCCAGCUCGGCCCUGCGCGAGAUCUGCCUGCUGAAGGAGCUCAAGCACAAGAACAUCGUCCGGUUGCAUGAUGUCUUGCACAGCGACAAGAAGCUGACGCUGGUCUUUGAAUUCUGUGACCAGGACCUGAAGAAGUACUUUGACAGCUGCAAUGGAGACCUGGACCCCGAGAUUGUGAAGUCCUUCAUGUAUCAGCUGCUGAAAGGCCUGGGAUUCUGCCACAGCAGGAACGUCUUGCACCGAGACCUGAAGCCGCAGAACCUGCUGAUCAACCGUAACGGGGAGCUGAAGUUGGCUGACUUCGGGCUGGCCAGGGCCUUCGGAAUCCCCGUCCGCUGCUAUUCAGCUGAGGUGGUGACACUCUGGUAUCGCCCUCCAGACGUGCUCUUUGGAGCCAAACUCUACUCCACGUCCAUCGACAUGUGGUCUGCGGGUUGCAUCUUUGCCGAGCUUGCCAAUGCUGGACGGCCCCUGUUCCCAGGCAACGAUGUCGAUGACCAGCUGAAGAGAAUCUUCAGGCUGUUGGGGACCCCAACGGAGGAGCAGUGGCCGGGCAUGACCAAGCUCCCAGACUACAAGCCGUACCCUAUGUACCCUGCCACAACGUCGCUGGUCAACGUGGUGCCCAAGCUUAAUACGACCGGCCGGGACCUGCUUCAAAACCUGCUGAAGUGCAAUCCAGUCCAUCGGAUCUCAGCCGAGGAGGCGCUGCAGCACCCUUACUUCACAGACUUCUGCCCCCCCUAAGCCCCCCCCCACCGGAGGCAGCUCCCUCUGGGCCAGGUGGGGCUCGCUAGCCGUGGCUAAGGGGCUUCUUGGCCACUCACAGGAGAUUCGGAAGCUGGCCCUUGGAUGGGGCCAGUGGGAGGGACAUCCCAAUGGGACCAGGGGCUGGGGGGGGGGAGGCCAGCUGCUCCCUCCCCUGCUCUGCCACUUAACUUCCCAAUCCCCUUUCCGUUACCUCUCAUAAUCAUGUUAAAUAUCUGGCUGGGGGGGGGGAGGGCGGGGGGAGGGGAGAAACAAGCGUUGGAACUGCUGUGAGUAUUUCUGAGUUCUAUAAAAUGCUUCUCGGCCC
Molecule: messenger RNA, 1289 nt
Organism: Eublepharis macularius
Lineage: Eukaryota; Metazoa; Chordata; Lepidosauria; Squamata; Eublepharidae
Gene: CDK5
Product: cyclin dependent kinase 5
Exons: 12
Coding region: 83-961 (292 amino acids)
Biological process (GO): synaptic vesicle transport; axonogenesis; protein phosphorylation
Cellular component (GO): cytoplasm; nucleus
Molecular function (GO): cyclin-dependent protein serine/threonine kinase activity; ATP binding
Source: RefSeq, a predicted model, not a curated record